CCUUUCUCCCGCUUCUGUUCUUUGUUUUCACUUGGCCUGAUCGAGUGUCGUACACCUUCAGGCUUCAGAUGACCGAAAAAGAGAAAAGUCAGAUGAGAAUACGAAGAAGAGUUUCUUUUCGUGGUUUUUCAGUUCUAGGUUUCUUUUAGGUUCCAGGAAUCUGUAGAGGCUUGCCAUUUCUCUCAGCUUAGCAAAAUUUGGGAGAGAUUCUGGAAUUAUUUCAUUGAUUUCCAGUCCAGAGAAAUUUUGUUCCAGAAGGGACUUGUUUGAGUUCUUCUUUCUUCCGUUUUAAUUCAUUCGAGGAAUUCUUGGGAUUUUGAUCUGUGUCGAUCAUGCUUGUGUUUCGAGGCUUUGUACGAGGGUUGCUUGAAUUUUGAAGAGAAUGACUUUGAAUUUCGUUUGCGGAGAAAAUUAAAUUUGGGAAGACUGAAGAAUGCUCGUUUUAAAUCGUCAUUUUUCUUUCGGUGAGUGAUUUCAUGGUUCCUUUUUGGGAUUAUGUGAAAAUUAGAGUGCAGAGGUUGCUGGAUAAUACGAGUCCGCAAGGCUGAAAAAUGUGUCGUUUUAUUUAUGUCCUUAAUGAGCACUUCCAUGGUCUUAGCCGAGAGUUUCAUUGCUUGUAAACGGAGUGCGUUCCAAACGACACUACCGUCCCGCAAUACAUCGAAUUCUGUGGUUCUAUUGGCUGGUGGAAGGAGACGGCUUCGUGGGUUGAUUCCGAAUGCGAGGAAUGGGCACUCAGGGAAAAGAACUUGGUGGCAGAAGUUCUUUAUUGAUGAAGACGGGAAUUGGUUUGGUUUCAAGGAGGACGAUUUGCUUCAGGAUCCUGAGAGUUCAGGAGAAAACAAACUGUCGGAGGGGGAAAAGUUCGAAGCCUGGAAGAGGAGAGCUGAGGCAAUUACAGAGCUGAGGGAGGCACAGAAAGAUAUGAGGAAUGCAGCGAGUCGAGAAUGGGAAGAUUGGCUGGUGGAGGGAACACCUGAGGAUGACAGUUCUUCUUGGGUUCAGGAUUGGUCUGAUGGGCUCGGGGAAUCAAGGGAUGAUAUCCCGGUCGAUCAGAGUGAGAUGAUACCUGAGAAAGGCUUUGUUGACUCUGUAAGGGACUUGGUUCUUGGGAAAGAAGAUGAUGACUUGCUAUACGAAGACCGUGUUUUUCAGUAUGCCUCAUCAAAUUCGGCAAAAUUUUUGGCAGUAUUGGUGGUUAUACCAUGGACAUUGGAUUUUUUGGUUCAUGACUACGUUCUCAUGCCAUUUUUAGAUAGGUAUGUGAAGACUGUUCCACUUGCAGCAGAAAUGCUUGAUGUGCGAAGAAAUCAAAAACUUGAAAUGAUAAAGGCAUUAAAAGUUGAGAAAGCAAGAUUCCGAUUUGAAGUAGAGAUUGGUAAAUCUCCUCCUCUUUCUGAUGAGGAAGCUUGGUUGGAGUUGCGACAUAAAGCGUUAGAGUUGAGAGAUGAAUGGAGGUUAGAGAACCGGAGAGCAUUUGCCAAUAUAUGGUCGGAUAUGGUUUUUGGGAUUACAUUAUUCAUUCUUUUAUACUUUAAUCAGAGCAAAGUAGCACUGCUGAAGUUUACGGGAUAUAAAUUAAUAAAUAAUAUUUCAGAUACUGGGAAGGCAUUUCUUAUUAUCCUUAUCACAGACAUUUUUCUGGGGUAUCAUUCUGAAUCAGGUUGGCAAACUUUGUUGGAAAUAAUUGUUGAGCAUUAUGGGUUUGAGGUUGAUCAGUCUGUGAUAACUAUUUUUGUAUGCCUUGUUCCAGUUGUUAUCGAUGCAUGUGUGAAGCUUUGGGAUCUGGCCUCGGGGAAGAUGAUUGGUAGAGGAUAUAUGGUCGAUGGACUUUACAUGCUGGAGAAUAAGGAUGGUCUUCAAGUCAUAGAGUCUAAGAGUCAAUCCUUUAUUCAAAUUCCUUCCAAGAUUGUCUCCAAAAGUAUCAAACAUUUUCAGGGAAAUGAAGCGACAUUAGUUCUCUUAUUUGGAAUUUUUUCUCUCCAUCCAAGGAACCACCUGGCCAGAAAAUGCAAGCUUCUUCUUUGGAAGACCUAGGUAAGCAGCUAUACAUAUAUUGGAGAGACAAAGACGUUUCCAAGUUGAAAAGGAUUUCUAAGGGAAGACUUGGGAACACGGCCAAGUUUGAAGAAAUGCUUGCAGAACCAUUGUCUGUAAAAUUUCUGCUUUUGCUGAGUCAGUAACGAAUGCUGGUGAAACAUAAAUGUUUGCAGAACCGGGGAGCGAAGAGAUACUCUCUAGUCUCUAUGUAACUUAUUGACAGAAGAAAGGGCACUAAAGUCAUGAUAGUGCAGGGACUGUUCUAAAGAGUGAAGCCACAUGACCUACAAAGCUGUAAAUUCCCUAGUGCUGUAAGUUCAAUUCAGAGGAUCAUGACCUACAAGGCUACAACAUAGAAAUAUAACUGAGGGUUCACGCCACAGAAAAGGGUUUCCACCCAAAAUUCAUCAAUCACAUGGGUGUUAUCGUUUAAUAGAAAAUAAUUAAUAUUUCUCCAUUAUUGUUGUUUUGUCCAUAUGUUACAGAUAUUCAGCAAACUAAGAAUAUAUAUGAUUACAGUCACACUCCA
Molecule: messenger RNA, 2569 nt
Organism: Nelumbo nucifera (sacred lotus)
Lineage: Eukaryota; Viridiplantae; Streptophyta; Magnoliopsida; Proteales; Nelumbonaceae
Product: CemA-like proton extrusion protein-like protein
Cellular component (GO): membrane
Source: RefSeq, a predicted model, not a curated record